AUGCAUGGCGGUUGGUUUGGUUUUGGGUCAGGACAUAAUGGACGGAAAUACGAAGAAAAAGGCUGGCAUGAUUCAUGGCAUUCAGGGACUGCCGGAAAUGACAGGAAAGUUGAUAACUGGGGUGGUAAAAAUUUACAUAAAUGGUCUUGGGGUAACGGUGGUGCACAAGGUUGGGGUUCAUGGGGCAAAAAUAUGGGUAGGCAAACUGCUGGAUAUAUUAGAGAUGGUUAUGGAAAUGCUGAAGGCAAUCGGAAUCGGAAUCAGUAUGAAUUUAGUAAUUUUUAUGGCUCAAACGAUUGUUGUCAUGAAAUGAUCUUUGGUGGUAGUAGACCAGAUCAAGGUUACACUGAAUGGGGUAAUGUAAACUCUGAUACUUGGAAAAAUACCGCUGGAGGAGAAGGUUGGAGCAAAUGGACAGAUGAUCAAGAACAAGGAAGAGGAGGUCGAGGACAAGGUGGAUGGAAAGGUUGGAAAAGUGGUUCCGGUAGUGGAACCUGGGAUACCUGGAAAAAUACCAACAAACCAUUAAUAUCUGCUAAAGCACAAGCAUUUGCAUCCUCUUCUAUUGAUCCAUAA
Molecule: messenger RNA, 576 nt
Organism: Thelazia callipaeda (thelaziosis nematode)
Lineage: Eukaryota; Metazoa; Nematoda; Chromadorea; Rhabditida; Thelaziidae
Source: the annotation of a GenBank genome assembly